UGCGCACCGGUCUCAUCGCGUUCGUCUUCUGGACAUCUCUGAGUUUUGCUCCCAGAUCUGGCUGUAUCUCGGCUCCGCAUCAUCGACGAAGAAACAUAAAAGGAAGAAUAAAGAAAAAGUCAACUUGGAUUAUUUUAUCACUGAGCUUCCUUGUCAGCUGGACAUGAGGAUAGUUUAAAAAUCGCCUCGGAAAGCGGUUCUGUAAUCAACGAUCACAAUGGUGAAAGAGUCCGGACCCACGUUUGUCCAGAAACCGAUCCUCGACCAAUCGGAUGACGGCCGGGUCCUCAAGUUCUCCUGCCGCAUCGCCGGCGAACCCCGGCCAAACUUCAAAUGGUUCCUGAACGACAAAGAGCUGAGCGACGGUGGGCGCUACUUCAUGACCACCAAGCCCGACGGCGACAGCUACCAGGUUGCCUUGGAGAUCGAGGACGUGUCUGGCGAGGACGCUGGGAAUUACAAGAUCGUCGCCGAGAACAAAUCCGGCAGUACCAGUGCCACCAUCAAUCUCAAGUUUGGCGAGGAAGAAGAAGGUGAAGGAAAACCAGGGGGUGCCGAUGGCCUGGCGCCCAACUUCACCAUGAAACCCAAGAUGCGGCAGUCUGAGGAUGGCCUCAAGCUGACCAUCGAGUGUGAGCUGAUGGCCGACCCGGAGCCCGAGGUCACCUGGUACCGCGGCAACAGCACUCUGCGCGACGGAGGCCGCUUCCGGUUGACCUACACCCCGGACGGGGAGUACAUUUUCUUGGCGCUUGAAAUCACCGACGUGACGGAGCGUGACGGCGGAGAGUAUAAGAUCGUAGCUUCCAACAAACUGGGCACGGCUACCAAUACCAUCAAGCUCAACUUCCAGACCGGUGCCCCGUCCUUCACCAUGCAGCCCAAGAUCGAGCAGUCCCCGGACGGCCGCAACUUGACCUUCCAGUGCGAGCUGACCGCCGACCCCAAACCGACCCUCACCUGGUUCAAGGACGACGUGCCGCUGGCCGCCGGCGGACGCUACACGAUGAAUGUGGAGCCCGACGACAACGUGUACUUCCUGACGCUGGGCAUCGCGGAUGUGUCGGCUAAGGAUGCUGGCAAGUACAAGAUCAUGGCCAAGAACGAGCACGGCGACGCCAAAUCGACCAUCGACCUGAACUUUGAGGGAGGCGCGGAGGAACCACCCAAACCACCGGUUAAGGGAACUCCUCCUUCCUUCAUCGGAAAGCCAGGCAUGCGCCAGUCGGACGACGGCACCUCCGUCUAUUUUGACUGCCAGCUGAUGGCCGACCCCAAACCCGAGGUCAUCUGGACCCUGGGGAACAAACGCAUCCCCACCGGCGGGAAGUACAACCUGAAACUGGAGCCCAAGGGGACAGACAAGUACUCGCUGAUGCUGAGUAUGGACAACAUCAGCCCUAAGGAUGGCGGGACCUAUGUGGUCUACGCCCGUAAUCAGGGUGGGGAGGACAGGACUACCAUCAACCUCAACUUUGACGUUCGUGAAGCCAACAAGGAGGGCGCCCCAACCUUCAUCGAGAAACCUACCAUCAAGCAAGAGGACAACGGUCGUCGUCUGGUCAUGGAGUGCAAGGUCAUGGCCGACCCUCGACCCAAGGUGGUCUGGUACUACAACAACAAGGAGCUGAAGGACGCGGGCCGCUACCGCCUGCGCACCACCAAGCAGGGUAAGAUCUACAUCCUGGUGCUGGACAUGUCCAACGUCACACCCCAGGAUAUGGGCAUCUACAAGGUGGUGGCCGAGAACGAGAAGGGCAAAGCGUCGUCCACCAUGACGGUCAACUUUGAAGUUAAAGACAAGCGCUUCCCUCGCAAGUUUGAGGUCUCGACGGAGGUGGCCAAAGUCCACGUUGACUUCCCGGCAUCUUCCAUGGAGACCAUCGACCUGGGGCCGGACUUCGGCACCCUGGAGCUGCUCAUGCCGGAGAUGGAGAUGGGUGGGCCCAGGGAGAUCGAGCUGAUCAGCAAGGGACCCGAGGAGCAGGAGAAACCUAAAGUCAAGGAUUCGGUGCCAGUCUUCUCCGAGCCGCUCGAAGACGUGGAUGUGGAGAAUGGAAAAGCCGUGGAGUUCAGAUGCAGGAUCGUCGGCAAGGUUACCAAGGUCAUCUGGUACAGAGACAGCAAGGAAAUCCGUCCCUCGUAUAACAUCAAAAUACUUCAAGAGGGCGACCUUUACAUGCUGCGCAUGCCCAGGGCUAUGGCCCGCGACAGCGGAGACUACAAAAUUGUCGUGGUGGGGCCUGGAGGGGAGGCUAAGUCUGAGGCUGAACUUUUUGUCGACGAUCUGCCCAGCAAGCCUGCUCCAAAGCCCAAGGAAGAGCCAGCGAAGCGACCAGCGCCCGAAAAACCAGAAGAAGUUCCUAGCAAAGCCCCUAAAGUCGAGGAGCCUUUGCAGCAGGCCGUUGCCAUGGAAGUAGAGGAAAAAGCUCCUAGCAAACGCAAACCAGAGGAGCCGACCAAAAAACCUGCCGAGACUAAACCGACCGACAAAGACAAGAAAGAAGUGCCCAAGAAGAAGGAGCCGGAAAAACCGUGGAAAAAACCCGAACCUGAGAAACCGACUGAAGCAGAAGUGCCUAAGAAAAAGGAGCCUGAAAAACCGUGGAAAAAGCCGGAAGUUGAUAAGCCAACUGAAGCAGAAUUUCCAAAGAAAAAGGAGCCAGAAAAACCGUUGAAAAAGCCGGAAGUUGACAAACCGACCGAAGCAGAGGUGCCCAAGAAAAAGGAACCGGAGAAACCGUGGAAAAAGCCGGAAGUUGAGAAACCAAAGGAAGCAGAGGUGCCCAAGAAAAAGGAACCAGAGAAACCGUGGAAAAAGCCGGAAGUUGAGAAACCAAAGGAAGCAGAAGUGCCAAAGAAAAAGGAGCCGGAAAAACCGUCCAAAAAACCAGAAGUUGAGAAACCAACUGAAGCAGAGACCCCGUCCAAGAAGAAGGCCCCGAAGAAAGACGAAGAGGCCCCGCCUGAAAAGAAACCCCGCCCCGGCGACAAGCCCAAGCCCGCCCCCGCAGAGGAAGCUAUUACACCAAUGGAGCAAACCCCCGCUGAAUCGGCCCCUGCUCCUGUAGAGGAGGCUGUUACGCCAAUGGAGCAAACCCCUGCAAAAUCGGCCCCUGGUCCAGUAGAGGAGGCUGUUACGCCAAUGGAGCAAACCCCUGCAAAAUCAGCCCCUGCUCCAGUAGAGGAGGCUGUUACGCCAAUGGAGCAGACUCCCGCCGAGUCCACACCAGCUCCAGUGGAGAUUGAGAUCACCCCAGAGGGAGGGAUCGUGGCUCAACAGGCGCCGGAGGAACAGGCGGCUGUUCCCAAACAGCGUCGGAUGUCGGCGACCGAUUACCUGGAUGAAGAGUCCGCCCCGGAAUCUGCGCCCAAGAAAGGAGAGAGCGCCCCCGACGAAGGGUUCAGAAAGACUGGUCAGUCGGUCAAGCCGGCCGAGACCAAGCCCACGGCUCCCCCACCGGCCGUCAAGAUGAAGGAGGAAGGCGGGCCGCCCUCUUUCAUAGAGUCGCCCUGCAAGGUCCAAGUCAUUGAAGGUCAGUCAGUGAAGUUUGAGGCUGUGGUGGAAGGCAAACCGAAGCCCACAGUCACAUGGUACAAAGGCAGCACGAAGAUUGACGACGGUUACAAGAAUCGCUAUGCUGUCAAGUUCUUGGAGAAGCAGGACGUCCACGUCUUGGAAGUCAAGAAGUCGGAGAUGACCGACACGGGGAAGUUCAGCUGCAUCGUGGAGAACGACCACGGCAAAGACGAGCGCGUCUUCUCAAUGAUGGUCAACAAGAACCCGGAGGCAGUGGAGCCGGAAGAAACUCCAGAAGAAGAAAAGCCAGAAGCUGAUGCGUUGGAUUUCCGUCAGUUCCUGAGACACAGGGAGGUGGAACGGCGUGAGUCUAAGGUUGAGGUACCAGACUGGGGCACCCUCAAGGACACUGAUGUACCCGACAAAGUGGGCGCGGAGGUGACACGUCCCCUAAGAUCGACCCGCGCCAACGAGCGCGACGGCCGGCUGACCCUCGAAGUUGGUUGUAAGGCCAAUGGCGUCAAGCCCACCUGGCAUAAGAACGGCCAGGAACUAACAGCCAGCAAGAAGUACAAGAUCAAGAGUACGAUCAACGACUACGAGCUGACCAUCACGGACCUAAAGGUGGCGGACAGCGGGGACUACACGGUCAAGUUUGGUGACUUUGCCGAGUCCAAGUGCAACGUGGUCAUCGAUGUGCACCGUUGCCUAGCAACCAUGUCUGACAGAGAAGUGACUACAAUGGUUUCCAAGGGGAUUUUACCUAAGGGUGCGGGGAAACCGAAGGUGGACUUUGUGACGCUCCUGAAGCCCGUCGAAGUCCACGAGGGACAGGACGCGAGGUUCAGCUGCGAGCUGUCGGGCGACUGCAUGGAACUCCAGUGGUACAAGGGCAACGACAAAGUGCCGCCACGCGACAAGAAAUGUGAGGUCAAGCGGCUGGGGCGGCGCCACACGCUGAUCGUCAAGGACUGCAAGGCGGCCGACCAGAGCGAGAUUGCCAUCAGCGUCUUUGGGCGGUACAGCCGCGCCGAUCUGACCGUCAAGUCCAAACCCAAGUUCGUUAAGGAGCUGUCACCGGUCACUGUGGUGGAGAGCAGGUCCUGCGCGCUGACCUGCGAGAUCUCCGACUUCACCUCGGAGGUCAAGUGGCUCAAGGACGGCAAGCCGGUCACUCUGGACGACCGGGUGGUCACCAAGAUGGACAAAGGCGUCCGCAAGCUGGUCUUCUACAAGGCGGCGUUUGACGACGCGGCCGAGUACACCGUCAAGUUUGCUGAUUUGGAGUCCAAGGCCAAACUGACUGUUACAGAGCCGCCAAACUUCAACGGUAACCUGCCGGAUGAAGUGGAAGCCUUCGCCCACCAGGACGCCGAGUUUGCCACGGAGGUCUCCAGCGACGACGCGGAGGUCUUCUGGUUCAAGAAUGGCCAGCCCAUCAUGCCCGGAGAGGAGGACAAGUACGAGAUGAUUUCCGAGGGUCCCACGCGCAAACUGGUUGUCAAGGACGUGGGGCCCGAGGACGAGGCCAACUACGCGUGCGCCCUGGACGAGACUAGAGCUACACGGUCUAAUCUCAAAGUUCAAGCUCCACCCACCCUCAAGAUGCCCCUGGACAUGGAGGACUUGAUUGUCAAAGCCGGUGAGCCCGUGGAAGUCACCCUCGACAUCUCCGGCUCCCCCGCGCCCCAAGUGGAAUGGUCCAAGCCGGGCACCACGCUGGCGCCAGACGACCGGACCCAGAUGGUGACCAUGCCCAUGAGCGCCACGCUGCUGAUCACGCAUACCGACCGCAACGACACCAACGAGUACACGGUCACUGUGAACAACAAGCACGGCACGGAGUCGGCCAACUUCAAGAUCACGGUCAUUGACAAGCCGCAGGGUCCAGAAAGCGUCAAAAUCUCCAGCUACGACGAGCACUCGGUCUCCCUCACCUGGAAACCGCCCGUCGACAACGGCAACUCGGAAAUCACGCACUACGUGGUGGAGUACAAAGAGGUCAAGCGCGGCGAUUGGACGGUCGCAACCGACAGCGUGUCAGAGACGGAAUUCACCGUCCCCAACUUGACGGAGGGGAAGGAGUACACGUUCCGCGUGGCGGCCGUCAACAUAGUGGGUACCAGUGAACCGAAGCAGACAGACCGGACCCAGGUUGCCAAGGAACCAUUUGAGCCCGCUGAUCAGAUGGAAGCGCCGAAAGUCGUUGACACCCACGACGGCAGCAUUGAGCUGAAGUGGUCCCCACCAGAAUUCGACGGCGGCUGCCCGAUCACUGGCUACAUCAUCGAGAAGCGGGAAGUCGGUUCCCCACGCUGGUCCAAGGCCACCAAGAGCCCAAUCAAGGGCACCAGCUACGAGGUACCGGACCUGGUGCAGGGCGGGAACUACGAGUUCCGGGCCAUGGCCGUCAACAAGGCCGGGGAGAGCGAACCGAGCACGCCUAGCAAGGCGGCCCUGGCGCGGGAACCAAUCGACCCAGCCCUACCCCCAGGCGAGCCCGUCAUCGAGGACGUGACCAAGGACUCUGUCACCCUCUCCUGGGCCAAACCCAAGGACGACGGGGGCAGUCCCAUCGCGGGCUACUACGUGGAGAAAAAGAACCCCGCGACAGGCGACUGGGAACGCGUCAACAAGAAGCCCAUCAAGGAUACCAAGUACAAGGUGCCGGACUUGGUGGAAGGAGAGGAGUAUGAGUUCCGAGUGGUGGCCGAGAACGAGGCGGGGCUCAGCGAGCCCAGUGUGGUGUCACCGCCGGUGGUGGCUAAAGAUCCCGAGAUCCCUCCUUCCUUGGACGUCUCCCAGCUAAAAGACCUCACGGUCAAGGCCGGCCAGACCAUCAAGCUAUCUGUCUCCUUCACUGGUACCCCACCACCGAAAGCCACCUGGAGCCUGGACGAGGAGGAGCUGGUGCCCGACGACCGCACCAAGCUGCGCAGCAACCUGCUGACGGCCGAGCUGACCACCAUGGACGCGCGCCGCAGCGAUACGGGGGUCUACAUCGUCACGGUCACCAAUCCGUUUGGCACGGAGAAGGGCACGUCUAACGUCAACGUGCUCGACAAGCCUGGUCCCCCGAAAGGACCAAUGGAAAUCAAUGGCGUCACGGCAACCUCGGCCGUGUUGUCAUGGCAGGCGCCAGCCGACGACGGCGGCCAGCCAAUCACAAACUACGUCAUUGAGAAGAGAGACAUCAAGCGAUCUGGUUGGUCGGUGGUCAACGACACGACAAAAGACACAACACUCAAGGUUACCAAGUUACAAGAGAAGACGGAGUACAUGUUCCGUGUUGCUGCAGAGACUACUCUGGGCGUCAGCAAGUACUUGGAGGCCCCACACACCGUCCUGGCAAAGAACCCAUACGACGAGCCCGGUGCACCGGGCGUGCCGGAGGUUGUGGACUACGACAACGACUUUGUGGACCUCGAGUGGGAGGAGCCUGAGAACGACGGAGGGGCGGACAUCGAGGGCUACGUCGUGGAGAAGAAAGAGAAGACCAGUACCCGCUGGAUGGAUGCAACCGACAAGCCCGUCAGAGGCACUAACUUUAAGGUCCCCAAUCUGAUAGACGGGCGUACCUACGAGUUCCGCGUGGCUGCCGUCAACAAGGCUGGCAAGGGCAAACCUAGCCAGGUGUCACAGCCCAAACUGGUCAAGGCUAAAUUCUCCAAACCAGUUCUGCGCAUCGACCGCCUGAAGGACCUCAAACUCCGGGCUGGCCAGGAGCUGAAACUCCACGUCCCCUUCGACGGAAGCCCGCCCCCUGACGUCGCCUGGAAGAAGAACGGCAGCCCCCUGGAACCGUCUGAGCACGUGCAGAUCGAGAGCACCGAAGAGGAGACGACCGUGCGAGUCAAAGAGUCGCAGCGGGACGACACCGGGGAGUACGAGUUGAUACUGACCAACGACUCGGGAACUCUCAACGCCAAGUGCAACGUCAUCGUCUUAGACAAGCCUUCUCCACCGGAGCCCCCCUUUGACAUCACCGACGUGACCAACGAGACCUGCAGGCUGACCUGGAACCCACCAACUGACGACGGCGGCAGCGAGAUCGCCAACUACAUCAUAGAGAAGCGCGAGUCGGAUGACGACUACUGGGCCAAGUGCGGCGGUUUCAUCAAUGCGCCUGCGUACACCGCCACCAAGCUGAUACGCGGGAAGGAGUACGUGUUUAGAGUGAGCGCAGAGAACGCUCACGGCGGGAUCAGCGCGCCGUUGGAGUCGGCGCCCGUUGUUGCAAAGAAUCCAUACGAUGAGCCCGAUGCCCCAGGCAAGCCCAAGAUCGCCAGCUACGACCGGGACCGCGCCGACCUCCAGUGGGCCGAGCCUCAGUCAGAUGGGGGCGACGCCAUCACGGGCUACAUCAUCGAGAAGAAGGAUCCCAAAUCCAGCCGCUGGUCAAAGGUCAACAAGGCCCCGGUCCUGGGCACAAAGUUCACCGUGCCGGGCUUGAUCGAGGGAAGGCAGUACCACUUCCGGGUCACCGCGGAGAAUCGCGCCGGCCCCGGCCAGCCGAGCCCGGAGUCCGAAGUCAUGAUUGCAAAGCCAGAAUUUGAGAAGCCAAGAAUCGACACCAACGCGCUAAGCCUCCGAGACAUCAAGGUGAGGGAAGGCGAACCCUUCGACGUCAAGGUACCCUUCGUGGCCAGCCCCGCGCCGGAUGCUGUCUGGUACAAGGACAACCGGGAGAUCAAGCUGAACAAUCGCAUCGAAGUCGACACGUCAGAAACCACGUGCACGCUCAGUAACAAGGCGGCCGAACGGGGCGACACGGGGACCUACAAGGUCACGUUGGAGAACGACUCAGGCACUGAUUCGGUUUCGUUGAAGGUUACAGUACUCUGCUGCCCCACCCCACCCAAAGCCCCACUGGAGUACUCCGAGUUCAAGAAAGACUCCCUCAAGCUAACCUGGCAACCGCCAGAGGACGACGGCAACGCCUCCAUCACGGGCUACGUCGUGGAGCAGCGCGACGCCAACCGCGACAACUGGCAGAAGAUCACGAGCUCGGCGUCCAUCUUGGGCCACACGGCGCGCAACCUCAAGACGCACAACGACUACGUGUUCCGCGUCUCGGCGGUGAACCAGUACGGCGUCAGCGAACCGCUGGAAGGCAGACAAGUGAAAGCCAAGCUGCCGUUUGAUGAACCUGACUCCCCCACUGCCCCCAAGAUCGAAGCCGUUGACCGCAACUCCGCCCAGAUCUCCUGGUCCCCACCAGCAAGCGACGGCGGCAGCCCGGUUACCGGCUAUGCCGUAGAGUACAGCAAACCAGGCAGCAACAAAUGGGAACCAGCUAGCAACUACCCUACUAAGGACACCAUGGCUACCGUGCCGAAUCUGAGGGAGGGCGAUGAGUACCAGUUUAGGGUCAUCGCCUUGAACGAGGCCGGGCCGGGCAAACCCAGCCGGGCUUCUGACUCUAUCGUCGCCAAGACUCCAAUCCUGCCAGCCGAUGCUCCCAGCAGGCCGUCCGUGGACAAAGUUCGCAAGGACAACAUCGGCGUGUCGUGGACCAAGCCCGUGUCUGACGGCGGGUCCAAGAUCAAAGAGUACGUGGUAGAGAAGCGCAAAGUGCCGGACAGCGGCCAGAAGGGCGACUGGGUGGAUGCUGUCAAAGUACCAGCGUCCGAAGAGCAGGCCACGGUACCAGAUCUAGAGGAGGGUACGCCCUAUGAGUUUAGAGUCCGGGCCCAGACUGAGGAAGGACCUCCUGGCAAGCCCAGCAUCCCGACACCAGUUGUCACUGCAGAGGACCGUCCAGAGCGUCCGGUUCUGGACAUCAGCACCCUCAAGGACAUCAAGGUCAAAGGCGGAGAGAAGUUUGACCUCAAGCUGUCCUACACGGGCAUCCCCAAACCCGAGGUGACCUGGGAACUGAACGGUCAGCACGUCAAAGAGGACGGCCGCGUGAUGGUCAAGACCACGCACGACGUGACGGCGUUGGUCGUGGAGAGCGCCCAGCGGGCGGACAGCGGGCGGUACACCGUCACGCUGAAGAACAGCGCGGGCACAGACAGCGGGAAAGUCAAGGUGGUAGUUCUAGAUGCCCCAGCCUCUCCCGAAGGGCCCCUCAAAGUCUCCGACAUCACUCCAGAAUCCGCCACCCUAUCCUGGAAGCCCCCGGCCCACGGGCCCGAGGACGUCGAGAACUACAUCGUGGAGAAGAAAGAGCCGGACACGGGUGCGUGGUCCAAGGUCAGCAGCUUCUGCGUCUCGCCCAACUUCAAGGUGCGUAACCUGCAGGAGGGGAAAGAGUACGAAUUCCGCGUCAGUGCCGAGAACCAGUACGGGGCCAGCAAGCCGCUGGUCAGUGAGCCCUUCACUGCUAAACACCCAUUUGACGCCCCGGGUGCCCCCGAACCGCCCUACCCCACCAAGACGGACCGCACGGCCAUCAACCUCGCCUGGAAACCCCCGUCCAACAACGGAGGCAACCCCGUCACCAGCUACAUCGUCGAGAAGCGGGAAGCCGGCGAGAGCAAGUGGUACCCGGCCACCAGGGCACCGCUGAAGGACACCAGCUGCUCCGUGCCUAAACUCGUGGAGGGGACGGAGUACGAGUUCCGCGUGACGGCCCAGAAUGCCGCGGGGCCUGGGAAACCUAGCGACGCUUGCGAAGCGAUCAUUGCUGCACCCCCAUCAGUGAAGCCCAAAGUGCGUAGCGACUGUCGGAACAAAGACAUCACCGUGGUCGCCGGGGACCAGUUCAGAGUGGACGUUCCAUUUGAGAGCACCCCGGCGCCCCAAGUCACCGUGACGCGCGACGACAAAGGCGGAAUGGAGAUCCCUAAGGGAGAUAGAUUUGACAUACAGGAAGGUUCGGAUGAAGCCCUGUUCACAUGCAAGCACGCAGAGAGAACCGACAGCGGGCGGUACACAAUCACAUUGCGCAACAAUGAGGGUACCGACACCUGCAUUCUCCGUAUCACUGUUGUUGAUAAGCCCGGUCCUCCGGAUGGUCCUCUGGAGGUGUCCGACGUCACUGCCGAGUCAGUCAAGCUGUCAUGGAAUCCCCCGAAGGACGACGGAGGAAGCCGCAUCACCAACUACGUGGUGGAAAAGAAAGAGGAAGGACGGACCAGCUGGUCAAAGGUUUCUGGUUUUGUGCGGACCACCGACCAUGCAGUCGGAGGUCUAGAUGAAGGCACCAAGUACUUCUUCCGCAUACGGGCGGAGAACCAGUAUGGCGUCGGUGAGCCGCUGGAGAAUUCAAACGCUGUACACGUCAAAAGUCCAUACGAUGUUCCCGAUGCGCCGGGCAAGCCCGUCAUCAACGAGGUGGACAGGGGCUACGUGAGUCUGACCUGGGAGAAACCGGAGAAUGACGGCGGAGCCAAGAUCACGGGAUACAACGUGGAGAAGAAAGAGGAAGAUGCUGAAUGGGAACAGUGCAAUAAUUUCCUGGUGAAGGACACCAAGAUGUCCCUGAGCAACCUACGUGACACAGUGGAGUACCAGUUCCGCGUGAUCGCCAAGAACACGGCCGGUCUGAGCGCACCCAGUCGGCCCUCCAACGGCGUCGUCCCGAAACCACAAUACACUACCUCAGACAAGCCUGGAGUACCAGAGGUUGAGAAAGUAACCAGCAACACGGCUGACAUAACCUGGUCCAAGCCUACAUCAGAUGGAGGAUCACGCCUUCUAGGUUACACGGUUGAGAAACGCGAGAUGGGCGCUCCCAACUGGGAGAAGGCUAACCGGUAUCCGGUCAAGGAUACCAACUUCACCCUUGGCGGACUAGAGGAAGGGAAGGAAUACGAGGUGCGAGUCUGCGCCGAGAACGCGGCGGGAAUGAGUGAGCCCAGUUACUCGGAGGUGCCCAUCAAACCCAAGGACUCCGUCAAGGGUACAGCUCCAUUCUUUGACAAAAGGCUGGAGAAUGUCACCGGUUCCCAAGGGGAUUCGGCCAAGUUUGAGUGCGCAGUGUCUGGUACCCCGCAGCCCAUCGUCAAGUGGUAUAAGAACGGGGCAGAGCUGUGGCCCGGAGUUCGCGUGUCUGCGCGACAGAGCGACGAGCUCUGCAUCUUGACCAUCAGUGACCUCAAAGACGCAGACUCUGGCGAGUACACCUGCGAAGCUAGCAACAAGCUGGGCACAGAGAGAUGCAAGGCAAAACUGGCCGUCCAACUGGCCCCCUCGGUGGGCAACGUCCCCCGCGAAGUCACAGUGGAAGUGGGCAACCCAUUCAAGGUGAAGAUUCCAUUCAGCGGGAAAGGGGACGUCACUGCCCGCUGCCAGAGGGACGGGGAACCGGUCGACGACAACCGUGUAAAGAUGACGGUUUUCGACGACUACGUCAUCAUGAACGUGAAGCAUGCCGAGCCGGAGGACAACGCCAUGUUCAAGGUCACCGUCGGCAACGACGCAGGAAAUGACACCGCCACCUUCAAUGUCAAAGUUAUUGAUGCACCCGGAGCGCCGCGCGGCCCGCUGGAAGUCGGCGAGGUGACCAACCACUCCAUCCACAUCUCCUGGAAACCCCCAGCCCACAACGGUGGCAUGCCCAUCAAGUCUUACUACGUGGAGAAAAGGGAGGAAGGAUCGAGAGACUGGACACCAGUCAGCAGCUUUGUGAAAGACACCAACUUCCUGGUGCACGGCCUGCAGACAGGCCAGCCCUACGAGUUCCGCGUGGCGGCCGAGAAUGAGAUCGGCGUGGGCAAGCCGCUGGUCGGCGACUCGCCCGUGGUGGCCAAGAGCCCCUUUGACCCUCCUAGCAAGCCCGGUGAGCCGGACGUCAGCCAAAUCGGCAGGGAUUUUGUGGCCUUGAUGUGGGGCCGUCCGCACUCGGACGGCGGGAGCCCCAUCACCGGAUACUUCGUUGAGAAAACGGAGGCUGGAUCCGAUAGAUGGGUACAAGUCAACCGCAAUGCCGUCAUGCAACUGAUCAUGACCAUCCCCAACCUGAUCGAGGACCGAGAGUACGACUUCCGGGUGACUGCCAUCAACCAGGCCGGACUGGUCAGCGAGCCGGCCGUCGGCAGCAACUCGGUCCUGGUCAAGGAUCCCAAUGAGGUGAUCAGACCCAAGUUUGAGGAAGGUCUGAAGGACAGCACGGCCCAUGAGGGCAGAACGGCCACUUUUGAGUGCAGGUUCAGCGGGAAACCCCAACCAGAGGUUAAAUGGUUCAAGGGAUCGCGGGAGCUGUUCACCAACAACAAGUACCAGCCGGAGUUGGACGGCAACGCGGCAACGCUGACCAUCAGCAACAUCCAGCCUGACGACGUGGAGGAAUACACCUGCGAAAUCAGGAAUCCUGGCGGGAGAAAGCUGACCAGAGCGCAACUCCUUGUCAAAUUUUCACCAAAGAUUAAGCUCCCUGCCCGCUUCCGCGACACGGUCGUGAGCUUCAUCAAGGGCGAGACCAUCAAACUCAAGAUCCCCGUCACCGGUUACCCGAAGCCCACGUCCAGCUGGACGCUCAACGGUAAGCGCAUCAACCGCGGCGUUGAAGACACAGAGCGCCACGCCGUGCUGACCAUCUCCAACGCCGACCGGAAGGACAGCGGAGAGUAUGAACUGACCGCUGAGAACGAGGUUGGGAGCGACUCAGCUGUCAUUCAGAUCAAUGUCAAUGAUGUUCCCGGAGCACCCACUGACCUCCAGGCGUCCGAUGUCACCUUCGAGUCUGUCGAGCUGACCUGGAAAGCGCCCUCGGAUGACGGAGGCAGCCACAUCGAUGCUUACGUCCUGGAGAAGCGAGAGUUCGGCCUUGAGUCGUGGAGUCGCGCCGGGUACACCUCGGGUCAGACCACUCACGUUGUCUCCAUGCUCACGCCCAAUAAGGAGUACCGGUUCCGUGUCCGGGCAGAAAACAUCACGGGCUCCAGCGAGCCGAUAGAAGUUACUCACAAGAUUGCUAUACCAGAACCAGAAAAACCCAUCAAAAGAGCUUCCAUGGCAACAGAAGAGUCAGCUGCCCGUCCAGAAAAACCAAGACUUCCUAAAGUUCACGAUUAUGACAUGAUUGUUGAGGAGGGUUUCACACCAAAAAAAGUCAAGCUGCGAAAGACGUCACCCAGCGACCGCUAUGAGUUUGGAGAAGAGCUUGGAAGGGGAGAAUAUGGCGUAGUUCGCAGGGCACUGGAGAGACCAACAGGCCGCAACUACGCCGCCAAGUUUGUCUCGACGGAGCCGGCCGACAAGGCCCACAUCAAGCAGGAGAUGGACACGAUGAGCGCCCUGCAGCACCCGCGACUGCUGCAGCUGCACGACGCCUUCGAGACGGACGACCAGAUGGUCAUGAUCCUGGACUUUUUGAGCGGAGGCGAUCCCUUUGACCGCAUCAAGGACCGGGACCACCUGACAGAGGAGGAGGUUGCGCGCCUCACCAGGCAGGUCUGUGAGGGUCUCAACUACCUACACCUCAGGAACUACAUGCACCUGGACCUCAAGCCCCAGAGCAUCAUCUACGAGACCAAGCGAGGCAACAACAUCCGCCUCAUCGACCUAGGCAUGGCAACCAAGCUGGACCCGGAGGAGCGGGUCAAGGUGGUCUCUGGCUCAUCGGAGUACUCCUCGCCCGAGCUGAUCAACGGCGACGCGGUGGGCUUCUCCACAGAUAUGUGGACUGUGGGAGUCAUCGUAUACAUGCUGCUGAGUGGUAUACAUCCAUUUGACCACGACUCGGACAAGAUCCGACGGGGUCGUUGGGAUUUUGACCAAGGAGCGUUCCGCGGCAUUUCUGACGAUGCUAAGGAUUUCAUCAGCCAACUGCUCGUUGUAGACACAGAGAAGCGCAUGCCAGCUUAUGAGGCCCUGGAGCACCCAUGGUUGAAGGAGCCAGGCAAAUGGGCCAAGAAUCGCAUCCCUACCGACCGUCACAAGAUGCUGCUAGAGAGACCAGGAUGGAGGAUCGGUACCCAGACGCUUGGCAUUGGACGGCUAUCCAACACCAGCGCACACCGGAGACGCAGGCCACUAGAGGGCGACUUCAUCAUCGAAGUCGCAAUGUCACGGAAGGAAGCGCGUCCACGCUUUGUUCGCCGUCCCAUCGACUCAAUUGCCAUGGAGGAUCGCGACGCCGUGUUCAAGUGUGUUAUUGCAGCGCCCUCACAGCCUGUCGUAACUUGGUGGAAGGACAACAAGGAGCUGAAGCAGAGCCUCAAGUACAAGUCCAAAUACGAUGACGUGAACUACGGGUUGGUCAUCGCACGUUGCCAGGUGGAAGAAGCCGGCCAGUAUAUGGUCAAGGCGGUCAACUCCUACGGUGAACUGACCAAGGAGUCGCAUCUUUCUGUCGAACCCGAUCCCAUGAAGAGGCGUGAAGAAAAGAAGAUAAGAAAAGUAGAGCAGCUGCCCCCGCCCCGCCCAGACUCCAAACCGGCCUUCACAUUCCGUCUGCGGUCACGUACCAUCCAAGAGGGGAGCAGCGUACGACUCAGCUGUAUAGCCGCCGGUUACCCAGAACCCAAGGUGACCUGGAUGCGUAACGGCGAGGUCAUCCCCAAGACCCACCCAGACUUCAAGCAGGAGUACUCGUACCGCAUGGCGGUCCUGGAGAUCGACCGGGUCACGGCAGAGACCAGCGGACGUUUCGCUUGCAUCUCGGAGAACUCCAUGGGCACCGACGAGACGGAGUGCAUUAUCAGUGUGGAGGAUCGUGCCAAGCGAGGCCAGAAAGCCAGCAGCACAGAGUACAGCAGCACCACCACCCGCAAAUCCAGGCGACGAGAGGACAUGACAGAGGACGACACCUCUUCGGCAGCACGGACCAUCCAGCAAGGCUUCCGGGAGUACCGACAGAAGAAAGAGAGCGUCUCGGAAGAAGUCACAGAAUCAGAAGAGGGCGGUGUGCACACAAGAAGAGAAACACGUAGAGAGAGACGUGAGGAGAUCCACGUAGGGCAGAGCGGCUCCGUUGACUCGGCCAGGGAAGAGGAGAGCCAGGCACGAAUCGAUGUCGGCGCUAGACAGGCGAUCGAGGUUGACUUGGAAGGUGCAAAGGAGGAGGAGGAGGUCGAGGAGGCGGGUGUGGUCGAGGAGGUGGGCGUGGUUGAGGAGCCAGCUGUGGCACAGGAGGAUGCUGCCCAGGUGGAGGAAAUGCCCGCUGUGGAAGAGGAGGCACCUGCUGUGCCCGAGGGCUACAAAGGCCCCAUCAUGGUUGUCCAGCCAUCGUCUGUAAGCGUCGAGGAAGGAAUGGGUGCCAAAUUCUACUGCAAACUGAUGGAGGCAGCCGAGGAAGUCUUCUGGCUCAAAGACGACCGAGCGCUGGAGGAUGGCGGCCGUUUCACCAUCUCGGCCGAGGCCGACGAGUAUCGCCUCGAGAUCCCCAUGGCCCUGUCCACCGACACGGGCCAGUACACCUUCAAGGCCAAGAACGCUCACGGCGAAUGCGAGACGUCCUGCUCCCUCCAAGUUGUCUUAGAAGAAGGCGAGCCCGUGAACAUAGAGGAGCUACUCAAAUCGGUGGAGUAGGAAAAAUCC
Molecule: messenger RNA, 15949 nt
Organism: Patiria miniata (bat star)
Lineage: Eukaryota; Metazoa; Echinodermata; Asteroidea; Valvatida; Asterinidae
Product: twitchin-like
Exons: 91
Coding region: 218-15940 (5240 amino acids)
Biological process (GO): protein phosphorylation
Molecular function (GO): protein binding; ATP binding; protein kinase activity
Source: RefSeq, a predicted model, not a curated record